This is a messenger RNA of Coregonus clupeaformis (lake whitefish), 2610 nucleotides long. Its product is annotated as relaxin-3. The record is from RefSeq and is a predicted model, not a curated record. Gene Ontology annotation, molecular function: hormone activity. NCBI's taxonomy places the organism in Eukaryota, Metazoa, Chordata, Actinopteri, Salmoniformes, Salmonidae. The transcript has 2 exons. Gene Ontology annotation, cellular component: extracellular region. Bases 1637 to 2293 code for a protein of 218 amino acids.
ACAGACAAAGUCUACAUACUGGCCACAAACGAUUUAUUCAAAAAGCAAUACAUUCACUCACCAUCGAUGUCGCUCUCUUAACCUCCUCACCUGGUCACUCACCACUAGCCAAUGUGCAAAUGAGUCUCCAAGUAAAUAUCCCCCUGAAAAACCAUGUUGUUCGCAUUGUUAUCAACCCAUUAAUUACAAAUUCACAAUUCCAUUGUCAAUUCUGAAACGGGAGACCUUUGACUAUGCAGUGACACAGAUAGGGCCCCAGCCUUUGUUUGACUCAGAUGAUGACUUCCAUGUUAUCUGCCUUUGGAAAUGUCACCCGCUUUGCCUCAUUCUGUCGCACGCAUCCCCUACUCCUUGCUGUGUGAACCCCCCACCCGUGACCUCAUCCCUCUUUUUUCAGAGAGAGAGUGAUGGAGAAAUAUGCGGGGAGAAGCCAGUCAUGGGAGGAGAAUAAUUAGAGCAGCUGGGGUUACACAGAGUCAGCACUGAAAAAGUGUGAAGUGGUAUAGGAGAACAGAUAACGUUUUACUUUAAAAUAAGUUCUAUAUAAUAAUAAUAAGAUGUAUUUUAUUUAGUGCUUUUCAUUACAAGUAGAAUCUCAGUCACUUUGAAAACAAAAUAAACCAAAAACAAUUUAACAAAACAAAUAUAGGGAUCUGUCAUUAUUUUGGCGAUGGUCUUCCACAUCUUUAGAUGAUAGGCAGUUCAGAAAGGUAGUAUCUUGAGAGGAAAGAGCAUAGAUGUAGACUGUAGAGACAUCUGACAGACAGGCCACGGAGCUCCUCAACGGGCACCUCAUCGUCUUCCAUAGUCACAGCUCCUCCUCCGUCGGUAGGCUGGAUCUUCCACUACUGAAAUGUAGCACAUAUGUCCAUUUGUAGUAUACUGUAUGUACUAAACUGGGUAUUUGUUCUUGUCUAAACCGACAUGUUGACAUGGUGGCAUCACACUUCUGAACUGUGUCAUCAUACCCAAUAUUCCUACUGUACCCCUUUAGAAGAUUUGAUAAUGUUAGUGUGUCCUCUUUGAACAGAAUGUUUUUUAGGUAGCCUACAUUGAGUCACAAGAUACAUGUGUAGGUCAGAGCUAUAGAUACAUGGAUGACUAGUUUAUUGCCUAACCUAUUUUUCUUAUUUUCAUCUCUGCUAAUUUACAGGAAUUAAGAAGGUAAUUUUAAUUUGACAUUUAGAGACCAUAAAUGGCCAAUGAUAACUGCAACUUUAAAUAUGUAUUAGUAAGGUGUUUUGACACUUUAUUCAGAUAGUGAGGAAAUUAAGUGGGGAGACAGGCAAGUGGGAGAAACAGUGGACGCAGGGAUUGAACCCUGGUGUCUGGUGGGGAUUUGUAUGUAAAAUGUGCCACUACACCAUGGCUCUGCACAUUAACACGUUUUGCAUGAGCAGAAAUGUCUGUCAGUCAAGUGAGUUUGAGGUGGGUGAUGACCACGUAAAAGGGAGGUGCAAAAUGAGGAUUCAAAUGAAACGUGGGUUUGACAUCCAGAAAAUGAGUUUUUCUCGCAAUCAGAUUACAAACUACUCUGACAUCAUCGUCGCGUUUGGGCAUUAUUGGCAAAUUAUGCCACCUUUGGUCAGUGCUUUGUCUCCAUAAAGGUCUCUGGGUCUAUCUCUCGCUCAUAUCUAUGACUGUCCUGGGUUGGAGGGUCUGUGUGUGUGUGCAAGUUCCACGUCUACCUCGUAGGGCUGAGGACCCCUUUAUAAACCAAUACCAGGUCACUGGGGAAGUCACACAACACUUGCCACCACAGAGAGACAGAGAGAAACACCUGCUCCAAACAGCCCAGUCAGCCAUUGAAGAAUCUAUUCUCUCUCCUCUUCUUUUGCUCACUUGUUCUUUCACCUCCUGGGACAUGAUGUGGAAAGCACUGGUAUUAGCUGUGUGUCUGCUGGUGGCUGGGGUGCAGGGGAUGGAGCGCCCCACGUAUGGAGUGAAGCUCUGUGGUCGGGAGUUCAUCCGGGCGGUCAUCUUCACCUGUGGAGGAUCUCGCUGGAGACGGUCACUCGGGAGUGCAGGAGACUUCCCUCAGGACCCUUUCAGCUCCCAUGACGAGGACUUAUCUGAAGGCUGGAACCCAGACUCUCAGGUCCCCGAGGGUCCCUUCCAGCAGGUCCAAGAGGGUGGAGUGUUCAUCAGCAGGCCAGCCCGCUCCCUCAUCUCAGAGGAGGUACUGGAGGCUCUCCGUAUGUCUGACCGUAAGGGCCGUGAUGUGGUGGUGGGCCUGUCCAACGCCUGCUGCAAGUGGGGCUGCAGCAAGGGAGAAAUCAGCUCCCUUUGCUGAGAAUCCACCCCUUUCUCGCCCCUCCCAUGCACACACAUAGGCCUACACAUACAUGGUAUUUUCUCAUAUUUCUCUCUCUCUCUCGUUUUUUCAAACUGCUCUCCCCUCUUCCUAGUGUUUCCGAGUUACAGUAUCAUGUUAACUGUGCAGGGAAAAUAUAACCUUAUUCUCCAUAUAGACCCAGUCGGUAUUAGAUAGAACGCUGCGACCCUGCCUGCCUGUAAAACAACCUGUGUUUACCUAGGUACCGGUACCCCCUGUAUAUAGCCUCGCUACUGUUAUUUUACAGCUGCUCUUUAAUGAUUUGUUAUUUAUUU